Molecule: messenger RNA, 1169 nt
Organism: Hibiscus syriacus
Lineage: Eukaryota; Viridiplantae; Streptophyta; Magnoliopsida; Malvales; Malvaceae
Product: 1-aminocyclopropane-1-carboxylate oxidase 3-like
Exons: 4
Coding region: 91-1044 (317 amino acids)
Source: RefSeq, a predicted model, not a curated record
ACCUCACUGGAAACUAUCUAUAAAUGACCCCCACUCAUUUCCUUCACUCCGCAUCAUAAAAUUCUAAGCUUUUCCAUUACACUCAUAGAAAUGGCAAACUUUCCAGUGAUCAACAUGGGGAAACUGAAUGGUGAGGAGAGAGCAGCGACAAUGGAGAAAAUCAAAGAUGCCUGUGAGAACUGGGGUUUCUUCGAGGUGCUGAACCAUGGGAUUCCCCAUGAGUUCCUGGACACUGUUGAAAGGUUGACGAAAGAACAUUACAAGAAGUGCAUGGAACAGAGGUUUAAGGAGCUUGUAGCGAGCAAGGCCCUUGAUGGUCUCCAGGCUGAGGUUACUGAUAUGGAUUGGGAAAGCACAUUCCACUUGCGCCAUCUCCCUCAAUCAAACAUAGCUGAAGUCCCAGAUCUUUCUGAUGAAUACAGGAAGGUGAUGAAAGAAUUUGCACUGAAAUUAGAGAAACUAGCAGAAGUGCUCCUUGAUUUGUUGUGUGAGAAUCUGGGACUACAGAAGGGAUACUUGAAAAAAGCUUUCUAUGGGGCAAAAGGUCCAACCUUUGGCACCAAAGUUGCUAACUACCCACCAUGCCCAACCCCCGACAAAAUCAAGGGUCUCCGAGCUCACACAGAUGCCGGCGGCAUCAUCUUGCUCUUACAAGACGCCCAAGUGAGCGGCCUCCAGCUUCUUAAAGACGGAGAAUGGGUGGAUGUUCCCCCCAUGCGCCACUCCAUUGUGAUCAACCUCGGGGACCAGCUCGAGGUCAUCACUAAUGGCAAAUACAGGAGUGUCGAGCAUAGGGUGAUUGCCCAAACCGACGGUGCUCGCAUGUCCAUAGCUUCCUUCUACAACCCUGGCAGCGACGCAGUUAUCUACCCGGCGCCGGCUCUGCUGGAGAAAGAAGCCGCCGAUGACAAGAAAAAGUUGUACCCAAAAUUUGUGUUUGAAGAUUACAUGAAGCUUUAUGCAGCACUGAAAUUCCAGGCCAAGGAACCGAGGUUCGAAGCCAUGAAAGCCAGAGAAACAACGGCUCCCAUCGCAACAGCUUGAGAAAAGUUUAUACCUUAGCUGCUUUGGCCUUUGAGUUGAUCAAGAAAUGGGUACUGUCAGUUAUCUAUUUUAAGCUUUUUAGUUUUCUGAUUUAAUGUUAUAAACAGUACCGACGAUGCCUAUGA